GAGAGAUGGCAGGAAGAAGCUGUUUGGAUCUCGGUGGUUUUGCCGUGAUGGCUUUUUAGGGAGCUGCGAUAAGUCGCUGGAUGUGCGUGGCAUCACAGGAAGAGAGGACCUCAGUGUGGGUGCUACUACAACUGGAGGAGUGAGCUUUUACCCCUGGACGAUAGAUAACAAGUAUUACUCUGCAGACAUUCACCUCUGUGUGGUGCCAAACACAGCUCUGGUCACAGGAGCCAUCGCUGAAUCUGUGCAGGCGUUCGUGGUGUACUUCGACAGCUCCACAAAAUCUGGGCUGGAUAGUGUAUCUGAAUGGCUUCCCCUGACAGAAGACUGGCUACCAGAAGUCAUGAUCCUGGUCUGUAACAGAGUAUCUGAACAUGGUGUUAACAGACAGAAAGCCCAAGAAUGGUGCAUCAAGCAUGGCUUCGAACUGGUGGAACUGAGCCCUGAGGAACUACCAGAUGAAGAUGAUGACUUCCCCGAGUCCACAGGAGUGAAACGAAUUGUGCAGGCCUUGAAUGCCAACGUUUGGUCAAAUGUGGUCAUGAAGAAUGACAGGACCCAGGGCUUUGGCCUCCUCAGCACGUUAGCAGGUGCGAACUGCAGCCUUGGGUCAGAAGAGAACCAAGAUACAGAAUCCAAUCCAGCAGCAGCAGACAAAGAACCCCAUUUAGACAACAGAGAGGAUGCAGCUAGCACAAACGACCCACAGAUGGACAGUGCUGUAGAUCCUGUGUUAGAUACAGAUAUUCAGGAGCUGGCCAGCCUGACCACGAGGGACGGCGACCUGGAGAACUUUGAGAGGCUGUUCUCAAAGUUGAAAGAAAUGAAAGAAAAGGCUGCAACGUUGCCCCACGAACAAAGGAAACUGCAUGCAGAGAAGGUGGCCAAAGCGUUCUGGAUGGCAAUUGGAGGAGACAGAGAUGAAAUUGAAGGUCUCUCCUCGGACGAAGAAAACUGAGGUCUUCGGCAGCUGUAAGCAAACAGUGAUCCUAAGAGUGAUCUUUUCCUGCAGUGAGUGUUAAUUGCAGAAAGCCCCAUUUAGCUUUAGCUGCUCUCUUUGGUUAAAGGAUUCACCAUAUCGUUGUAAUGAGUAACACAUCCACAACACCUUAUGGUUAGAGUGGUUUUGUCUGACUGUUUGUUCUCCCUCAGAGAGUUUUGGAUGACGACGUAUGCAUUUAGAGGAAAUAAUAGGUUAGUUUACAUUUUUCAAAUUAACAUUUUUAUAGUUUCCUCUUUUGAGUUUAAACAAACAAUUUUACUACCAGUUACCCUUCUACAUAUGGCUGUUGGUUGUUAAACAACUACUUAAUUCUAAACAUUUAGAUGUAGGUCUGUUUGAUGUUUUUGUGUAGCUUUAUAGCUGACUUACAAAACAAACCAGAUUUCUAUGAGGCAUGAAGAGAAACUCGGUGUGCUGUACCCUAUUGGAGAUGCUGCGCCGGGGCUGCAGGGUUAAUCCUGCUGAGUGCCAGAGCCAUUAAAAAUGGCCCAUAGGCUUCGAUUUCUGUUUGUGCUUGUAAGCACGUGGUCCUUCCCUAAGAACUCCGGAGCUGUGCCACAUUCCCCAGGUUUCCAUGAGAAAGGAGAUUUGGGAUUAAACGCAAGACAGGCUUCUGCUGCUGGUCCAGGCAUGAAUUUCCCCGCUCAAACCUUCUGCAGUGCAUUGCCUCCAACAGGGAGAACGCACAGACCUUCACGUGGUGAAUUCUCACCUAAACAUUUCAAACCUCCCCCACUCACCCAGUGCAUUUAUUACAGACUUCUGCUCCUGUAUGUUAAUUAGAACAUACCAGAGUACGGGUCCCAAAUGGCUGCUUUGUGGUACCAAGGGUUAGAAAAAUUCCUUCAUCCUCAGCGUUAGGAUGUUGCCACCUUCUGCACAGUCACAGGGUUUCUGGAGAACACAGGCACGCACAGCACUGAACAGGAAGGCACGGUGUGGGGAGAUGAGGAAAGGUAAAUUGCAUCCCUCCUGUUGUGCUGCAGGACCGCUCCUGUGGCUGCAUGGGGGGGGACUGUGCUCCCAGGAGUGUUUCCUUCCCUCUAUGUGAAGGGCAGUGUGAAACAGCCUUACCUUGAAGUUAGCUUUUCUAAUGUCAGUAAAUUUAGUGAGGCCUAGGCAGUGGCUUUCCAUAGGAUACCUGACAGCUUUGAAUUCCAAAGGCACUUUCACAGCGGUUCUUGACAUUCACUGCCUGUGCUUUUAAGAUUAAGCAGAGCUAAGACAAUAGGCUUCUUUGAAGACUGUAAAUUGGUGCCUCGU
Molecule: messenger RNA, 2266 nt
Organism: Lagopus leucura (white-tailed ptarmigan)
Lineage: Eukaryota; Metazoa; Chordata; Aves; Galliformes; Phasianidae
Gene: AAGAB
Product: alpha and gamma adaptin binding protein
Exons: 10
Coding region: 344-958 (204 amino acids)
Source: RefSeq, a predicted model, not a curated record